GAGCUAUGCCGAUGCUGGAUCCAUUUCACCCACCAGCCUAGCUGCCAAGGCGGCAGCUCUCCGAAUCUCUUUCCCAGAGUCCCGCAGCAAGACGAGCAGCCGUGGAGAUUAUCUGGCGCCGAUGCUUGCGAGCUUACGUGGUCCUGAGGCUGGGGAGGAAGACCAGUCGACGAAACAGGCUGCCGCGGAAAUUCCCGCGGCGCGGCCGCCGGAAGAGUUGGCAAAUCCACCGGCAGAGAUAGAAGAGGCAGAGUUGCUCGAAAAGGAGGAGAAGGAGAUGGUCGAAGCCACCUCUUACCUCCGGGAUUCGAGCCUGGGCCCUCCUCUGAUGUGGGAGUCCGAACGGGUGGUGCAACUGCAGGCUGAGCAGGAGGCGCAGGCUGAAGUCAUGUCGCAGUCGACGGCCACAGCAUCUGCUCGAAUGCCCCGCGGUCGAAGUGAAGUUGUGACGGCUGUAGACGAUUGGUUCGGUGGCCUGUUCGGCUGA
Symbiodinium sp. CCMP2456 is the source of this 487-nucleotide messenger RNA. The record is from the annotation of a GenBank genome assembly. Lineage: Eukaryota; Dinophyceae; Suessiales; Symbiodiniaceae.